GAAACUAUAUAUAAAGCAGGGGUCUGCUAGCUUGGAAUUUGCAAUUUUCCAUACCGUCUUACACGUUCAUGAUUGGAAAGAAACUUCCUUUGACAUGUGUUUUUCCUUUAUUGAAGAACCAGGGGAGGUUCAACUAUAAUCCAAGGUUAAGGCAAAAAGCAUAUAAACUCACUAGAUUGUGUCCUUGAGCUACUCCACUAGCAUUAGCUUUUGUUUCAUCUGUCGCCUUUCUACAGCAUCUCCCUUCCGAAAUCAUCUUAAAAACAAGGUUACAGAGAUUAUUAGCUUGUGAGAAUUGAAUCCUUUUUUCGGUAUCCCCACAAGCUAAAUUGACUUAUUUGCACUCCAAACAAGUGAGGACUUGAUUUGAUACCAUGGCUGAGGAUAAAGCUUUGCAGCUAGCUGAGAGAAAAUGGAAGAUGCCAAUCCUGGUUUUCUUUAGAGAUGCAAGACUAGUUUUCAAGAUGGAUGAACUUGGUUCUGAGAUACUAAGGAUUGCAGUCCCUGCUGCUAUGGCUUUAGCUGCUGAUCCCAUUGCUUCACUAAUUGACACGGCAUUUAUUGGCCAUCUAGGACCAGUGGAAAUAGCUGCUGUAGGAGUUUCAAUUGCCAUCUUCAAUCAAGCAUCAAAGGUUACCAUAUUCCCAUUGGUUAGUAUCACUACUUCAUUUGUUGCUGAGGAAGAUACUGUUCAGAGGGUGAGAAAUGAACCACAAAAAGGGGAGGACUUGGACAAGAAGGAUUCAGCUAAAACCUGUGAAGUGAAAGAGUUGGUGCUAGAAGAUGUCAUGCUUGAGAACUUGGAGAAAGGAUCAGCAACAGACACUGAAAAGAAUAAAGAUUCAAUUCCAGAAGAUGAUUUUAAGGCAACUGCAUGCAAGUCUCCCACUUUUGCUGAAGGCAAAAGUGUCAAGGAAAAACCAAAUAAUAAUAACAAAAAGAAGAAGAAGGGAAGGAGACAUAUCCCUUCAGCCUCAACAGCACUCAUUGUUGGAGGGAUUCUUGGUCUUGUGCAGGCAAUAUUCCUCAUAUUCUGUGCACAACCUCUCCUCAGUAUCAUGGGUGUAAAAUCUAAUUCCCCUAUGUUGACUCCUGCACGGAAGUACUUGACAUUAAGAUCACUAGGUUCUCCUGCAGUUCUUCUGUCUCUGGCCAUGCAAGGAGUCUUCAGAGGAUUUAAAGAUACAAAAACUCCAUUAUAUGCCACUGUUGCUGGAGAUGUAACAAACGUCAUUUUGGAUCCCAUUUUUAUCUUCGUUUGCAAGUUGGGGGUCAGUGGUGCAGCCAUUGCACAUGUUCUUUCCCAGUACUUGAUUUCACUGAUCCUCUUAUGGAGGUUGAUGAAAAAAGUUGAUCUCUUACCACCAAGUCUUAAAGAUUUGCAAUUUGGUCGGUUUCUCAAAAAUGGCUUCCUGUUGUUAGCGAGAGUUAUAGCUGCUACAAUCUGUGUGACCUUAGCAGCAUCAAGGGCUACAAGGCUGGGUUCGACACCUAUGGCUGCAUUCCAAGUCUGCUUACAGGUCUGGUUGACCUCAUCACUUCUUGCUGAUGGCUUGGCUGUUGCUGGACAGGCAAUUAUUGCUUGUGCAUUUGCUGAGAAGGACUACCAGAAGGCAACAACCGCGGCAACCCGGGUUCUUCAGAUGAGUUUUGUUCUUGGCCUGGGGCUGGCUGUUGUUGUUGGAGUAGGUCUGCAUUUUGGGGAUGGAAUUUUUUCAAAAGAUCCUAAUGUUCUUCACAUUAUAAGCAUAGGCAUUCCGUUCGUUGCAGCUACACAACCUAUCAACUCAAUAGCCUUUGUUUUUGAUGGUGUGAACUUUGGAGCAUCUGAUUUUGCAUAUUCUGCAUAUUCCAUGGUCCUUGUAGCUAUAGCAAGCAUUGCAACCAUUUUCAUUCUCUCUAAAACUGGUGGUUUUAUUGGAAUAUGGGUUGCUCUAACCAUCUUUAUGGGGCUACGUACCUUUGCUGGUGUAUGGAGGAAGGGGACCGGAACUGGACCAUGGAGUUUUCUCAGAGGUCGAUUGCUGCCCUAGGAAAAUAUUCCUUAGGAAUUUCUCAGCAAUAUAUAAUCACAUAUUUUCUCUUACCCAUUUUUGCAUUUCCCCUUUUGUUGUCUCUCCCUUAUGGCUUUGGCUUUGAUCUUCAUCUUCUGGACACGCACUAAUAUACAUCUGUAUACUGCUUUCUGCAGUUCUUUAGAUGUUUCCAUCAAGGAUUCACAUGUUAUUAUGUUUAAA
Messenger RNA from Hevea brasiliensis (rubber tree), 2237 nucleotides. RefSeq names its product protein DETOXIFICATION 43-like. The coding region runs from base 375 to 2033 and encodes 552 amino acids. The transcript is spliced from 14 exons. Gene Ontology annotation, cellular component: membrane. The record is from RefSeq and is a predicted model, not a curated record. Gene Ontology annotation, molecular function: antiporter activity; citrate transmembrane transporter activity; xenobiotic transmembrane transporter activity. NCBI's taxonomy places the organism in Eukaryota, Viridiplantae, Streptophyta, Magnoliopsida, Malpighiales, Euphorbiaceae. Gene Ontology annotation, biological process: transmembrane transport.